GCAGGAGGUUCGAGCUUGUAGGAGCCAUUCCGCAGUCUAUUCUACGAACGCUGCACAGGCAAACGAAGGAGGUUGGUCGACCGUACGCACACAGCGCUAAGCCAUCAUCGUGCAACGAACGCCUGUCUUCCACAAGACACUUGGGACAACUCCAAGGGACAGCCUCUAACGUGACGACCGUUGACCGACAUCCGCAAAUCAGCGACUUUUCUGCGUAGCAAGCGACGCCUCACCCGAUCACAGCGCGGGCAGCAAAUGGACAAACGCGACGUUCGGCCUCGGCCUCACCGCGACAGCACCGGGGCGUGUCGCUUCGACCUGAGAAGGCGCUGUACUAGGAGCGACAGCGCCCCGGUCUGCCAGCUCCUGUGGCGCCUCGAGGCGUGCAACCAGCUUCUCUCCCACAUCGGGUUCCAGCUGCGCGAGGAAGAGGAAGACUGCAUCGGCGAGCUCCGGCUGGUCCUGACCCCGCGUCAGGUGACCGUGCACCCGUGGAGGGCUCCCAUGAGGUUCGGCGCUCGCAGCCGCGCGGCCACGGAUCUCUUUCGGCACCUGUGCGAGGCGCACAGGUGCGUCACGUUGGUCGAGCUCGACUACGACGUCGCCAGGUACGAGGUGCUGCUGGCCGCCAUCAAAGAGAGCGUGGGCGUGAAGCGGAUGCGCGUCUACGACUUUCACGACAUCCCGCGGGAUAACCCGGGCCUCUUCGACGUCAUCCUGGAGCUGGUCACGUCGAUGGAGCGCGUGGACGAGCUGGAGUUUCGCAAGCGGCACCACCACUCCAUCGACAGCGUGCCCUUGCCUCCGUUCUCUCUCAGCCGAGUAGGGGGCACCACUCUCAGGAAGCUCAACGUGGCCGACCUGAACCUGAGGGACUCCGAGGUCUCCAAGCUGAUCACGCUGCUCAUGUGCAACGACACCGUGACGGAGCUCGCCGUCGGGACAUCGGUGUGCACGUUCGCGGGCACGGAGACGUCACUGGGCUUCGCCGAUUACCUGGCCAAGGCCAAGGGCACCCUGCGCAGCCUCACCCUCAGAUCGGUCGGUUUCUGCAGCGCCCCCGACAUGGAGAGGCUCGUCAACACCAUCGCCGCCAUGACGGCGCUCGAACAGCUGGUCGUGGACAUGGUGCCCUGCGGCAGUGAGGGCACCGACAUCUUCGCCGAGGUGCUCGCGUGGAGCACCACCCUGCGCCACCUGAGCGUCGUCCUGCCCCCGUGGUGGGACCGGUCCAUGUUCUACGACGUCUUCGACGAGCCGGACAACCGCUUUCGCUGCGUUCGACGCUGGCUGACGGGGCUGGCCAAGACCACCGUGCUCGAGACCCUGACGCUGGACCUGCUCGGCUUUCACCUGGACGAGUGCCGCAUGCUGUUCCGGGCCCUGGCGGAGAACGCGAGCGUCAGGCGGGUGACCGUGCACCGACUCAUCGAGUGGGGCUGCGUCGAGAGCGCGUGCCGCAUGAUCCGAGAGUACGGCCUGUCGGAGCGAGUGCUCAUCAAGGACCACAACAUGAGCCCCAACAGCAUGUCCAAGCUGCCCGCGUGUCCGGAAGUCAAGGCCGUCACCGUCUACUCGCACUGGUUCCGGGCCGCGUCCUGCAACAUUCGCGCGGCCUUUCGCGUCCUGGGCGCGUGCGGCCACCUCACCUCACUGCGGGUCCACCUCAGCGACCACACCUUCAAUUACUCGGUGCUCAACGCCCUGGCCUCGUACCUGGCCGGUCCCAACCAGCUCAGGGAAGUCGAGGUGCACUUCUACGCCAGCCUGUUCAACGAGCUGAACAUGCCGCACGACAGCAGCGAGAGUCCCCUGAUCAAGGCCGUGUCGUCCAAGCCAAACUUGAGCAAGCUCACGCUGCGCCAGCUGCGGCUGAGCGAGGCGGACUGCCGGCUGCUCGCCGACAGCGUUCGGCGCAGUCGGAGUCUUCGCGAUCUGACGCUCUCGGCGGCCAACAGCGGUCACUUCCUGAGGCUCUUCGCGCCGUCGGCGGCGAGGAAUUACACCUUGCUCAACGUCUGCCUCAGCAACAUCGACGGGAGCGACGAGGAGAUGAAGGCCGUGGUGGACGUCGCCAGGCGCAACCGCAGCCUCGUGGCACGAGCCGCCCGCUUCGUGCUCGAUGACGACCGGUCCAUCUACUGCGCGAGCGCCAUCGAGUUGGUGCUGCGACACCCCAAGCUCGCGGAGACGUUGCAGGACAAAGCGGCAGUCGGAGAGAGUCGAGCCAAGGAGAUGAUCCGGCGCGCCCUGGAUAGCAUUUCCGGCCUGGACGCGUACAUGACGGCCGUCCGCGUAGUGAAGGACAGGGUGGAGUGCUGCAGCCUGCCGGACGCCGGCGUUCAGCUCGACCAGCUGAAUCACGACUGUUGGCUGCACAUCAGGCAGUACCUCAAGGUGGCGGACGUUUUGCAGGUUGGACAUCCGCUCUGAGGAGCCGCUCAACAAUACACACACUCGGGUUCUGACCGCGACGUCUGUGGCCGUCUUCUUGUUCCUAUCUUAAAAUGCGUAACCAUUUUACGUGCACGGUUCUAUCAUAUGGGAACUCCCAACAGAGAGAAUGUGCGUUCUGCAAAUUGGCUACAAAAUAUACUUUAAGAUGUGUCGGUGGAAGGGGGCAGUGGUGCAGACAUAUUUUUUGGGGGUGGACGCAGUAUGUCCCCCCCCACAAACACGCACUGAUACGCCCAUCGAACGGACGGGAUGGGCACGCACAUCUGCCAUUUCCGGCGAGGAGCCGAGUCGUCUUCAAGGCAGUUAAGAUUAAACGGUUUACUACAAGUGGAGGCAUAUAGUUUUUGUAACGGCAAUGACAUUCACACUUCCUUUUUUCACCAU
This is a messenger RNA of Dermacentor andersoni, 2841 nucleotides long. RefSeq lists its product as uncharacterized. The record is from RefSeq and is a predicted model, not a curated record. Lineage: Eukaryota; Metazoa; Arthropoda; Arachnida; Ixodida; Ixodidae.